Messenger RNA from Hansenula anomala, 1801 nucleotides. It is a transcript of the gene MVP1, whose product is annotated as Mvp1p. Bases 212 to 1801 code for a protein of 529 amino acids. Gene Ontology annotation, biological process: protein targeting to vacuole; retrograde transport, endosome to Golgi. Gene Ontology annotation, molecular function: phosphatidylinositol-3-phosphate binding. Gene Ontology annotation, cellular component: endosome. NCBI's taxonomy places the organism in Eukaryota, Fungi, Ascomycota, Saccharomycetes, Phaffomycetales, Wickerhamomycetaceae. The record is from RefSeq and is a predicted model, not a curated record. The transcript has a single exon.
AUUUUAACUUAAUUAAAUUAUGUAGAAUUCGACGGCUCCCAUACAAAACCAAGGAUUCUGACCGCGAAAACCCAAAGAUUCCCAAAAAAUGCAACCACAGACAUUUUACGUACUAAAAAGUUGUGGAAAAGGACAACUCUACACAAUUUGACAUCAAUUGUUCAGCUGAGACUUAUCAAAGAAUUGACUUUUGGGAAAGAUAGUGAGAAUCAUGAGCAGCGAUCUCUUUGGACACGAUGAUCCUGCUGACCCUUGGAGUUUACCGGGUCCUAAACAAUGGUCAACUUCAUCAAAUACAGGCAUUCCUCAAGAUUUAGAUCAAGACUACCAUAACGAUGAGAAUAACAAUGAAAGUGAAGAUGAUGAUGACGAUGUACAAAUUGGUAAUAAUAGCAGUGGUAAUAACAGUCAUGAUAACGUUUUCGAGGAAACUCGUGUAACUUCAAGUAUAAACCCCCUUGAUUCGAAUGGGAAUAAUGAAAACAACCUUCACAAGAGUAUUUGGGAAGAAAAUCCUAUCUUGUCAGAACCUUUAUCAGCUUCAACAUUGACUGGUGCUGCUCCACAUAAUGAAUUGAGAAAUGGUGAUUCCAAUACAGGUGAUUUUUUCAGUUGGAGUAAUGCUAUAAGAAAUACUUUUAAUCCAUUAACUAGAGAUAUCAUUACAAUUUCAGAAAUCCCAGAAAAGGAAGGUUUAUUAUUCAAGCAUACAAAUUAUUUGGUGGCACAUUUAGUCCCAUUGCCUGAUACUGAUGCAACAAAUGAUCGUAAAGUCGUUAGACGUUAUAGUGAUUUUGUUUGGCUUGCAGAAGUUUUAUUGAAAAAAUAUCCAUUUAGAUUAAUACCAGAAUUACCUCCUAAAAAAAUAACUUCAAAUUCAGAUGUACAGUUCUUAGAGAGAAGAAGGCGUGGAUUGAUAAGAUUCAUUAAUCAAAUAAUGAAACAUCCAAUACUUAGAACUGAAUCUUUAGUAUUGAUGUUUUUAACCGUUCCAACAGAUUUAUCAAGUUGGAGAAAACAUGCAAAUUAUGAUACAACUGAAGAAUAUAAAGAUGUCAAGAUUUCUCAAAGAUUUUUAAACCUAUGGGAUGCAUCAAUUAAACAAUUAUGGAUGGAUGCUCAAGUAAUAAUUAAAGAUGCUUUUGAAAGCUGGACAAAAUUAACAGUCUUGGUUGAAAGAUUUGAGAAAAGAUCACAACAAAUUGCUCAAGAUAAUGAAAGAUUUCAAAAAAUAUUGGAAGAUUUUAAAAAAACAACACCAGUUUUAUAUUCAGUGGAAAAUUCAGAUAUUUCUUCAAUUAAUGAACAUUUAAGAAUAGCUGGUAAACAUUUAUCUGAUUCAAAACAAUUAUUAGAUGAUGAAUCUCAAAAUAUUGAAAAUGGGAUUGUUCAAGAUUUUAAAACUUAUGGUGAUUAUUUAAAUUCCAUAAGUGGAUUAUUUGAAAGAUAUGAUAGAUUAGGUGGGAAUCAAAUUGAACAAUUGACUAAAAAAGUUCAAUUUAAUCAACAAAAAUUAAAUGAAUUGAAUGGGAAACCAGAUGCAAGAGGUGUUGAAGUUGAUAGAUACUCUGAAGCUAUCAAAAGAGACAAGAUUGAAAUUGAAAAUCAAACAAAUAGAGAUUGGUUAAUCAAAGAAACUGUAUUAUCUGAAUUUGUGCUGUUCCAAGAAACACAAUAUCAAAUCACAAAGAUAUUCCAAGACUGGGUUGCUGAUAAACUCAAAUAUAGUGAAUUACAUUCAAACAAUUGGAAUCAAUUGGCUAAUAGCUUAAUAGAUAUGCCAAUAUCGAGAGUGGAUUGA